Python bivittatus (Burmese python) is the source of this 4919-nucleotide messenger RNA. NCBI's taxonomy places the organism in Eukaryota, Metazoa, Chordata, Lepidosauria, Squamata, Pythonidae. The record is from RefSeq and is a predicted model, not a curated record.
CUUCAUUUGGAUGCCCAAGAUGUGAAAAUUCAGGACCGCUUUGACAGCGAUUCAGACAGUGGACAAGGCAGUUGUGAAAUGAGCUUCCAGUCGCAGACAAGCAAGCGAGUGGCAUCUGUUGAUGAAGGAGAUUCAGAUGAAGAGAUCUGCACGAGUAAGAGAAUUAAAUGCAGGAGAGUGCUUGCCGACAGCAAUAGUGAAGGAGAAGACGGUGCCCCUGAGAGACUGAAGGUUGCAGCUAGCAAUGUGGAAAGCACAAAGGAAAACUGUAAUUGGUUGGCUGUAAAGGGAAAUAAAGACCACCUCUCCUACAAGGCUGGGAUCAACAGUGAUGACAGCGAUGCUGAGAACCUGUUGCCUCAGCUUCAGUUGGGGAACCCUGAGAGGGAAGACAAGAGCUUCAACAGGUUCUGUAUGAAGGAAAUUAAAGAAAAGAACAGCUCAAGGAAAAGGAAGAGAAAGGAAGAGAAGAAAAGGAAGACCAUGAGACAAACAAGAGGGAAGGAAAAGACAGAAGAACAAAAGGAGAAUGGUGAAGAUUUUCCUUUCAAUGACAGUGGGUGUUUGCUGGCAGAUAAAGAGCUCUUUGACAAUGGUCUAGAGGACGAUGAUUCUCCUUUUCAAGUUGAAAAGUUGCAAGUGUCCUUAAAUACUGCAGAGAAAGUGAAAACAAAAAAACAGAAGCUAUUUUUAGAGAAUGAGGAUUACAAACUUGUGAUGGAUGAAAAUGAGAGACCACUUUUAAAAGAACCUAGAAAGAAGCAGAAAGCAGCCAAGUUAACUAAAGAAGAGAACAAGCAGCUACAUAGUGAGAGCCAGCGACUUGUUAGAGAAGCUGCAGUGCCUCUACCGUAUCAUCUGCCAGAAGCCAAAAGCGUGCAGGAAUUCUUCAAGCACAAACCUCGUCCUUCUUUCCAGGGAAGUGCAAUGGCUUUGCUGAAAUCAAUGAAAACUCAACCCACUCUGUACAAAGAAGAUGCUGUGGCAAGGAAUUCUGGUAUCAGCUGCCAUAACAGUGGGAAAGAACAGCUUCUCCAGUCAGAAAUAUUGGAUCUGCCAACUUCAGGUUUUGCAAAUCCUUUGGCUGUCAGUCUAGGCAGCUCUUCUGCGGAGGAAACGGAACAUUUGAUAGAACAUUGCUCUGAACAAGAUAAGCAGAAUGAUGAUUCCAAAACAGAAUUUAGGGAGGAGCUGAAUUCCAGGAAAGAAGGAGAACUUAAUGAAGUCCCUGCUGAAUCCAUCAAACCACUGGAGGAGAAACUGGAAGGAAAUAUAGUUGAAGAAAGAGAGGCUCAAUCACUGGAAUUGCAUGUGGUACCCCAAGAACCCAUUCAAUGCCUGGAGGCAGUGGUGGAAGUUCCUGGUGACAAAAUAAAGAAGUCCAAAUUAGAUUGGCUACGGGAGCUGGGGGUGGAUCUGAGUAUUAAGCCUAGACUAUGUUCUGGCAUGGAGUCAUUUAUUAACCUUGAUGAACCUGAACCCAACAGAGAGCUGGAAGCUUUGAAAGAACGCUUUGUAAAGCAUGCAUUUCACACAGCCAAACCAAAGACAGAACGAAUGGUGAAUGUGAAUAUUAUUCGUAAAGAGACAAUGAAUGACGGCAAGGAGGAGCUGAAAGCAGAUGUGGUACCAGUAAUGCUGGCUGCAGAGAUGGUAGAGGAUACAGCCCACACUAAACCAGGUGAAAAGUUGCAGAUGUUGAAGGCUAAGCUGCAGGUAGCCAUGAAGCUUCGCAGGACAGAAGAACGCCAGAAGCGCCAUGCAUUAUUCAAACUGGAUAAUGAGGAGAUGAUGGAGGAGGAGGAGGAGGAGGAGGAGGAGGAGGAGGAGAUGUCAGAUGAAUUGGAGGAGGAGGAGGAAGAGGAGGAAGAAGCCAAUCAGGAGGGCCUAGAUGAUCUCCUUGGAGAGAUUGAGGAGGAAAAUGAAGAGCUUGGGGAGCAAGAUCUUGAGGAUGAUAAAGAAUCAGCUGAUGAAGACCAAGCAGCUAACUCUGGGACCUGCAGUGUUGUUCCAAAGCCUUCCUCCACAGAGUCAACAUUGCUACUGUUUAAAGACAAUUCUUCAAAAACAGGAUGUUUUCUGGCAGGUGAAAAAGUUGAGAUGGAAGAAGCCAUGGGCAAGAGAGCAGACAAGCCAGAUGACGAAGAUUCAUUUUUGUUGCCAACCUUGGCAAAGGAGAACAGCCACAACAGCAGCUUUGAGCUUAUUGGUUCCAUGAUUCCCUCUUAUCAGCCAUGUAAUAAGCAAAUAGGACGUGGAGGCAACUUUCUCUCCGCUAUUGGAACUGCCCGCUCUCCUUCUCCAGGCUUCUUCAAAACAAGCUUCAUCAGUUCAGCUUCUAAGAGUUCAGGAAAGACAUCUGAACCAUCGCUACCCGUUGAGGAUUCCCAGGAUCUCUACAAUGUUACACCUGAGGAGAAGAGCCCAGUUCCAACCAGUGGGAGGUUUCCGUUUCAGUUCUCCCUAGAAGACGACACACAGAGUCAGCUGCUGGAUGCCGAUGGAUUUUUGAACGUUGGCCAUCACCGGAACAAGUAUCAGUCCUGCAAGAGCCGUCUGCCUUUGGCUAGCAUGGAUGAGAAUGCAAUGGAUGCCAAUAUGGGUGAACUGCUGGAUAUGUAUUCUGGACAGAACCAGCACUCUCCUAACCCAGACGGUGGCAAGAAGCCAGACAUGGAGGAGUUGCUCAAUCUUUGCUCUGGAAAAUUUCCAUCUCAGGGUUCUCCCUUUCAAGUGUCUUCAGCAACUUCUCAACUGAAAAAGAAGAGUAGUACUGAUGUCCCCGUGGCUGAGCCCCUCCCUCUUUUCUCUAACUCCUUUUCAACUGAGAGGGAGAUGGAAAAUGAAGAGGAAGAAGAGGAAUUUGGAGACUUCCAGCUUUUAACAGAUGAUCACGCCUUUGACAGUGAGGAAGAUGAAAACAGCAAGGAGGAGGAGGAGGAGGAAGACAGUGAUCAGGAAGAAGAAGGAGAUGAUGAGUUAGAAUUUGAUGAUGAAGAAGAAGAACUGAAGCAAAGAGAAGGAAGGAAGAAUAAAUUCAAUUUGCAAGAUUUCAUGGAAGAUGAGGCUGAGCUGUCAGGGAGCGAAGAGGGGAGCGAAGAUGAAUAUGAUGGUGAGGAACUCAAUGAAUAUGAGGAAGAAAUUCUUGAUGAGGUCCUCCCAGUGGAUGCGGAACUUCAUGAUCAAGUCAAUAAAAUACAUAUGAAGAUGAUGCUCGAUGAUGACAAACGGCAGUUGCGCUUGUAUCAGGAGAGGUACCUUGUUGAUGGAGACCUUCACAGUGAUGGCCCUGGGAGGAUGAGGAAGUUCCGAUGGAAGAACAUAGAUGAUGUUUCUCAGGGAGAUGUUUUUCACAAGGAUGCUGACAGUGGGGAUGAGAAUGAAAAUCACCUGGAAGAGACAGAGGCCAAAUGGAGGAAGGAGCGCUUUGAACGAGAGCAGUGGUUUCGGGAACAGUCCAAGAAAGGAGAAGAGGAGGAUGUUGACGAGGAUAGCCAGUUCAUGAAAUUGGCCAAAAAAGUCACCAAAAAGUCAUUACAAAAGAAAGCAAUCUCUGCAGUAGCUGUUCAGGAAAUUAAAUCACUACCCAGAAAUCCAUUUGAAACUUUCCAGCCUGGCAGCAAACCACAGCUGAAGAAUGGAUCCCUGCUGAACCAGCCUAAAGCAGUCUUGCAGAAAUUGGCAGCCAUGUCUGAUCUCAACCCAAAUGCCCCCAGGAACUCGCGGAAAUUUGUCUUCCAGACGGUGUCCCCAGUUAAGAGCGAGGAGAUGAGGGAGAAGGCCAAGCCUCAGGUCAAGAGAAGAACUCUGCUUCCCAUUGCUGCGCCUUCUCCUAAACGACUGCGACUUGACAGCAUGUCAGUUCAAGAAACCCGAAGUAUAUUCCAGUAUUUGGAGAGGUAAAAGUGCUGGUUUGUAUGGUCCUGUCCAGCCAUAUUUCGGACUCUGCAGAGCUGUAAAGAUGAUGCACAAGUCUGGAACUGUCCUGUGCUAGAUGGGCAAUGGCCACCUUGGCAUUGGAGAACAUAUGGCAUUAUUGUUCCACCAGAAUCCUCAGGUAUUAGUUGGGGAACAGGGAAAAAUGCUCUGUCUUUAUCUGUUGUUGCAGCUCUGGCUCUAGCACUAACUGAACCUGCAUUUUUCCAGUUCCAUCUUUUUUCUUUUGGACUUUACUCGACCUAAGUCACAUUCUAAGACAAUGCUUUAAUUUGGGGCCAAGUCUGAAGCAUGGUGACCCCCAUGUCUGGGUUUUAACAUUACUAGGGAGGCUGAGUGUAUAUAUGUAUAUAUAACUUUUUUCUCUCAGUAUUUUGGAAAGUUCCAGUGUAUUUUUAAUCAAGAUUUUAAUUUUUCUAAAGGCAAAUUCAUACUGUGGAACAAGAUAUAUUUGUAAUAUAUAUGUUGGGUUUUUUUGUUUUGGUUCCCUGUGCUUCAAUCUCAUGCUCAUGUUUUAAUUUUUUUAAAAAUAAACAAGAAUCUUGAAUUUAAGUCAAGAAAAAACCAAAGGGAGGGCAGCAUCUACUUUUUCAAUUAUGCCUCUCCCUUUAUGUAAUUUAAUAUGCACAUUUUAAAGCAUAUAAAAUGAAGGGGGGAAAAAGGAAGUCUGGAGGAAAAGUGUCUUGCUCACAACUAUGUUCUGUUUGACAUCUGGAGGAGAAAUGGCUUCUGGCCACUUUUUCCAGGUGUUUCUCCCAAGACAUUCCUCUGGCAGUAUCCUGCCUGGUUCUUAACAUACUGUAAGGUCAUUCCCCCAAAGUCUCCAGGCAGUGAUCCCGGGUUGCAAAUUGUUCUGAAAACGCUAAAUAAAUGCUAAAUAUUUGUACAUAUGCACACACAUAUACACAAGCAGGCCUUCAUAAUAAACAGAGUUGUUAAUCGUGGGAAAAAACAGAAGAGAUUAUGCCAGAAAUAAAGAUUUC